AUGACUUUGUACAGUGAAGGCAAUGAUGCAAGUGAUUUUCAAGUAAAACAGACUUCUAAACGGUUAGAACUACUGAAUAAGAAUACUUCUUCAGAUAGGAAUGACGUUUGCGUGAUCCAAGUGCCAUAUAAAUUGAAUGUUCAAGUCACAACAACUGAUAGUGCUUCAGUACAUUUAGCAAAAUUGGAAGGACCAGAAUUUGUUGUAAAAACCCAAAAAGGAAAUGUGAACAUUGCAGAUUUAAAAGCCGAUAAUAUUAAAGUGGAAUGUACAGAAGGUGAUAUAGAAACAGGUGGUAGGCUUCAGGCCUCAAAUAUUGAAUUGAAAACCAGUCUAAACUCAGGGAUCAAAUGUCACAACAUUAUGGCCAAUUCUUUUAUAGUAACAACACAUGCUGGUCCAAUUGCUGUUAAGUCAUGUUACGGUGAUAAAUCACACUUCACUACCCUUAUGGGUAAUAUUCGUUUGGACCACUUGCACAGAUCAGUAAUAAUAGAUGUGAUUAAACAGGGCAAUCUGUAUAUUACUGGUUUUUGUGGAAACUUACAAGCAUCUUUGAAAAGUGGGGAUGUGUUUAUGCAUGCAUCACAAUUGACAGAUAAAAGCAGUAUUUUCAUACAUGAAAAGGGUAAGGUUGAGUUGCUUAUGCCUGAUAUUAUUAAUAAUUUGCCAGCCACCAAUUUAAUAGCUGAGAAAAUAACAGUUGAUGACAAGAUCUUGAAGCUGGGAAGGUUUAUGGAUGACUCACAUCCAAAACGAUUUAGGUUUGAAAGAGAUUCUCACAGUGAAUUGCAUAUAGUAUGUAACAAUGGUACCAUUGAAUUGAAAGAGACAAAUUUACCAUUUAUUGUAUAA
Messenger RNA from Parnassius apollo (apollo), 855 nucleotides. The record is from the annotation of a GenBank genome assembly. NCBI's taxonomy places the organism in Eukaryota, Metazoa, Arthropoda, Insecta, Lepidoptera, Papilionidae.